UAUGACGUCACACGGAAUCCCUGGGUUUCACAAGCGAGUGGAGAGUGAACUCUAUAUCGGUAUCUUCGCACCAGCUUUUGUCUUUUUAUGUCUCUCUCCAAGUUCCCAGAUGUGAAUUAUGGCUGGUGUAUUCGACUUAGAACUCCAUGAAGGUGUCGGGGAUGAUGAGGAAAUCUCCGAAGAUGAGUUUUUCGCGGCUGAUGAAAAUUUUCAGGAACAAGGACCCCUAAGCCCGGAAGAUGAUCCGGAGAUGGAGACAGUUGAGCUGUCGGAGCAGACGGUCAACCCAGGUCAGCUUAAGGCAGGGCCAGCUGACUUUGAACUGCUCAAAGUCCUUGGUAAAGGGGGAUAUGGGAAGGUCUUCCAAGUGCGCAAAAUAUCAGGCCAAGAUGGAGGCAAGAUAUUUGCCAUGAAAGUUCUUAAAAAGGCUACGAUAGCCCGGAAUGCCAAGGACACAGCUCACACCAAGGCAGAGAGGAACAUCUUGGAAUGUGUGAAGCAUCCGUUCAUCGUAGAUCUGAUCUACGCCUUCCAGACAGGAGGCAAGCUGUAUCUCAUCCUGGAGUAUCUGCCUGGAGGGGAGCUCUUCAUGCAGCUGGAGCGGGAGGGGAUCUUCAUGGAGGACACGGCUUGCUUUUACCUUGCCGAGAUCACCCUUGCCAUUGAGCAUCUCCACUCCCAGGGUAUCAUAUACCGAGAUCUGAAACCCGAGAACAUUCUCCUUGACUCACAGGGCCACGUGAAGCUGACCGACUUUGGACUGUGUAAAGAAUCCAUCAACGAUGGGACCGUGACUCAUACCUUCUGUGGGACCAUUGAGUACAUGGCCCCCGAGAUCCUGACCCGCAGCGGUCACGGCAAGGCAGUGGACUGGUGGAGCCUUGGUGCCCUCAUGUACGACAUGUUGACUGGAGCGCCACCAUUCACGGCUGAAAACCGAAAGAAAACAAUUGACAAAAUCCUGAAAGCCAAGCUGAGCUUGCCUCCAUAUCUCACUAAUGAAGCCAGAGGUCUCAUCAAGAGGCUACUCAGGAAGUCUCCGUCGGAGAGACUGGGAGGAGGGGCUGAUGAUGCAAAUCCAAUCAAGUCUCAUGCCUUCUUUCGUCACAUUGACUGGUCUGAGCUGCUAGCAAGGAGGUUUGAGCCGCCAUUUAAACCCAAUGUGACUGGGGAUGAGGAUGUGAGUCAGUUUGACACCAAGUUCACCAAGCAGACCCCAGUCGAUUCCCCGGACGACUCAGUGCUCAGUGAGAGUGCCAACCAAGUCUUUCUUGGCUUCACUUAUGUAGCACCGUCAGUGCUCUACGAGAUGAACAAGCCGUGGAUAUCAGAGAAGGAACCGAGAUCCCCACGCAAAGUGAUGGCCUCCAAUCUACGAGGAGCCGUCAGUCCGUCGCAUCAGCAUAUCGUGGAGGGCUUUGCUAUUGGCCAGAUCGGCCAGGCCAACGGUCUCCACCACGACCGCCACCCGGAGGCCAUGGACACGUCAAGUCUACCUAAAAGGUCAAAGUCCCCUGCCAUUGCUACUAAAAACAGUGCUUUCAAAAAGCUAGCUUUUCCUGGAGCUCGAAAUAGGCCCCCACAUCUACAAAUGAAUUAAAUAGGCAGUCUUAGGUCAAUAUGCAAUAUGGAAAUUAAUUUAUUGAUGUGUUAAUUAUUGUAUUUAAUGUGAUCAGUAUUUUGAUGAAGAUUUUGUGCGUCUCUUGAACUGUUUAUCACAGUGAAUAUUGGAUUGUUUUCAUAGUACUGAUUUUUAAGGACUUAUUGUUGUCGUAGUAUUUACUUUUAGAUUAUGAUGAUGAUGAUGAUGAUGAUGAUGAUAAUGAUAUGAUUUUAGACAGUUCCUAUUUUUUUGGCCGAUUUUCAAAUGACAUGCGUACAACGAAACGGGACCAAGAGACAGAAGGGUGUAUAUCUAAGUGGACAGAUGCAAAUUUUCGUGUAUUUGAUCGUGGUCAUUGUUGCCUGUCUUCAUCAGCCUUUGAAAUUUGUGUUUUUAAGACGAGUCAAGAGGACUCGUGCAAACCGUACUUCAGGGGUUGGUAGCUAGUCCUGCUUGAACAAUACAACUAUGGUAGCUAUCUCAGCACUUUCUGUCAAUUUUGAACAGUUCCAAUUUGUAGAAAAAUUAAAGCAUUGCGAACUGUUUCAGAUUUAUGGACCUCACCUGCUGGUCAAUGACUACUAUAGUCCGUUUGGCUCAAAAGCGGACGGAUGAAUUGCAAUCUAACUCGAAAACUAAUAAACAUAAAAUACUCAAUGAAACGCUGUGUUCACUAUGUGUUACGAGGGAGGAGUGCAGAGGAAGGGGCAGCCAGGUGUUUGAGAAGCAUGUGCACAAGUGCCGACACAGUUAUUUCAUUCAUUAAGCUGUGCUGUGCCGUCUCCAUCCUUUCUCACACACCUGGCUGUCCCUUUCUUUGCACUCCUCCCUC
This is a messenger RNA of Haliotis rubra (blacklip abalone), 2435 nucleotides long. RefSeq names its product ribosomal protein S6 kinase beta-1-like. Gene Ontology annotation, molecular function: protein serine/threonine kinase activity; ATP binding. The transcript is spliced from 16 exons. Gene Ontology annotation, biological process: protein phosphorylation; signal transduction. Bases 119 to 1600 code for a protein of 493 amino acids. The record is from RefSeq and is a predicted model, not a curated record. NCBI's taxonomy places the organism in Eukaryota, Metazoa, Mollusca, Gastropoda, Lepetellida, Haliotidae.